AUGUCAUUCACUGGUGGUAGAGAUCAACAAUUCAACAGAUCAAAUUACAACUCUCGUGGGGGUGAUUUCCGUGGUCAAAGAUCAUCUGAUCAAAACUCCUACAACCAUCAAUCUAACGGUCGUGGUUACCAAUCUGGUGGUCGUGGUGGUAUGCGUGGGGGUUCCUCAUUCAACGGUCCUCAAGAACUAAUUAAACCAAAUUGGGAACAAGAAUUACCAAAUUUACCAACUUUUGAAAAAAAUUUCUACGUCGAACAUGAAACUGUUAGAAAUAGAUCAGAUGCUGAAGUUGCUGAAUUCCGUAAGAAAAAUGAAAUGACUAUUUCCGGUCAUGAUAUCCCCAAACCAAUUACUUCAUUCGAUGAAGCUGGGUUCCCUGAUUACGUCUUAAAGGAAGUGAAAGCUGAAGGUUUUGAUGCUCCAACUGGUAUUCAAUGUCAAGGUUGGCCAAUGGCUCUUUCUGGUAGAGAUAUGAUUGGUGUUGCUGCUACUGGUUCUGGUAAGACUUUAUCUUAUUGUUUGCCUGGUAUUGUUCAUAUUAAUGCUCAACCUUUAUUGAGUCCAGGUGAUGGUCCAAUUGUUUUGGUUUUGGCUCCAACAAGAGAACUAGCUGUUCAAAUUCAAAAGGAAUGCUCUAAAUUUGGUCAUUCUUCUAGAAUUAGAAACACUUGUGUCUAUGGUGGUGUUCCUCGUGGUCAACAAAUCAGAGAUUUAUCUAGAGGUUCUGAAAUCGUUAUUGCUACUCCAGGUAGAUUGAUUGAUAUGUUAGAAAUCGGUAAAACUAACUUGAAAAGAGUUACGUAUUUGGUCUUAGAUGAAGCUGAUAGAAUGUUAGAUAUGGGGUUCGAACCUCAAAUUAGAAAAAUUGUUGACCAAAUUAGACCUGAUAGACAAACUUUAAUGUGGUCCGCUACUUGGCCAAAGGAAGUUCAACAAUUGGCUAGUGAUUAUUUGAAUGAUCCAAUUCAAGUUCAAGUCGGUUCUUUGGAAUUAUCUGCUUCUCAUAAUAUUGCCCAAUUGGUUGAAGUUCUUUCUGAAUUUGAAAAGAGAGACCGUUUAUUGAAACAUUUAGAAACCGCCUCUGAAGAUAAAGAAUCUAAGAUUUUAAUUUUUGCUUCUACAAAGAGAAUGUGUGAUGAGAUUACUAAAAUGUUAAGAGAAGAUGGGUGGCCCGCUCUUGCCAUUCAUGGUGACAAAGAUCAAAGAGAACGUGAUUGGGUUUUAGGAGAAUUUAGAGCUGGUAAUUCUCCUAUUAUGGUUGCAACUGAUGUUGCAGCUAGAGGUAUCGAUGUCAAAGGUAUUAACUUUGUUAUUAACUAUGAUAUGCCAGGUAACAUUGAAGAUUAUGUUCAUAGAAUUGGUAGAACUGGUAGAGCAGGUGCCAAGGGUACUGCUAUUUCUUUCUUCACUGAAGAUAACAAGAGUUUAGGUGCUUCAUUGAUUUCCAUUAUGAGAGAAGCUAAUCAAAACAUUCCACCUGAAUUAUUGAAAUAUGAUAGAAGAGCUCGUGGUCCACAUCCAAGAUAUGGUGGUGGUGGAUAUGGUGGCCGUGGUGGCCGUGGUGGUUACGGUAGAGGUCGUGGCGGUUAUGGUGGUGGUCGCGGUGGUAACGGUGGUGGUUACAACAACAGAUCAAGAGAUAGUGGUUGGCAAAGAAAUGGUGGUGGUGGAGGUAACAGAUGGUAA
Molecule: messenger RNA, 1686 nt
Organism: Naumovozyma dairenensis CBS 421
Lineage: Eukaryota; Fungi; Ascomycota; Saccharomycetes; Saccharomycetales; Saccharomycetaceae
Gene: DBP2
Product: DEAD-box ATP-dependent RNA helicase DBP2
Exons: 2
Coding region: 1-1686 (561 amino acids)
Biological process (GO): rRNA processing
Cellular component (GO): nucleus; cytoplasm; ribonucleoprotein complex
Molecular function (GO): ATP binding; RNA helicase activity; RNA binding
Source: RefSeq, a predicted model, not a curated record